AUGCUUGCAAUCUGGCACGUGCACCGAUUUGGUCAAUGGUUACGUCUGCGCGUGCCCGGAUGGUUUCCAAGGCGACCGUUGCCAGACGGAUAUCCAGGAGUGUGUCAGCCGGCCGUGCAUGAACGGCGGGGCUUGCGUGGACCUUGUUGCGAGCUACCAGUGCAAUUGUCCAGCAGGUUAUGCGGGAACAACUGCGAGAUUCAGAUCAACGAAUGUGUUAGCAAUCCCUGCAGGAAUGGAGGUCAGUGUCAGGACCUGAUAGCAGGCUACCGCUGCACUUGCCCGUCCAACUACGCCGGCCCGACCUGCGACAUCUUCCUAGACGUCUGCUCCUCCAACCCCUGCAAGAACGGCGGCUUCUGCCUCAACACCGGUGAGGGCCAGUUCACGUGCACCUGCCUGCCGGGCUUCAUCAGCAUGCAGUGCGAGCAGGAGGUGAACGAGUGUGAGAGUGCACCGUGUCAGAAUGAAGGAAACUGCGUGGAUCUGGUCAAUGGGUACCAGUGCAUGUGUGCUGCUGGCUACCUAGGCAACAAUUGUCAGCUUGAAAUCGACGAAUGCCAGUCCAAUCCCUGUCUGAAUAGCGGCACCUGCACCGACGCAGUCAACGGAUACACCUGCGCAUGCACCACCAACUGGGCCGGCACCACGUGCGAGAUGCAGUCCCGCUGUGUGAACAAUCCGUGCCAGAACGGCGCCGUCUGCAACGAGCCGGCGGGCGGAGGGACUGGGAACGCCGUCUGUAUUUGUCUGGAUGGUUUCACAGGGGGGUUGUGUGAAACCGAUGUUGAUGACUGCGUGGGGAACCCUUGCGGAGGACAAGGAACUUGUGUUGAUGGUGUGAACAGUUUCACGUGCGAGUGUGCAUUUGGAUAUGCUGGUGAUACGUGUAAUGAGGUGCGUAAAAAUGCUUGCUGCAGAUAA
This is a messenger RNA of Strongylocentrotus purpuratus (purple sea urchin), 924 nucleotides long. Its product is annotated as fibropellin-3-like. The transcript has 4 exons. The record is from RefSeq and is a predicted model, not a curated record. Lineage: Eukaryota; Metazoa; Echinodermata; Echinoidea; Camarodonta; Strongylocentrotidae. Gene Ontology annotation, cellular component: protein-containing complex; plasma membrane. Bases 1 to 924 code for a protein of 307 amino acids. Gene Ontology annotation, molecular function: calcium ion binding. Gene Ontology annotation, biological process: establishment or maintenance of epithelial cell apical/basal polarity; heterophilic cell-cell adhesion.